Vombatus ursinus (common wombat) is the source of this 2272-nucleotide messenger RNA. It is a transcript of the gene CBX3, whose product is annotated as chromobox 3. Gene Ontology annotation, cellular component: nucleus; pericentric heterochromatin. Gene Ontology annotation, molecular function: chromatin binding. Lineage: Eukaryota; Metazoa; Chordata; Mammalia; Diprotodontia; Vombatidae. Bases 274 to 825 code for a protein of 183 amino acids. The record is from RefSeq and is a predicted model, not a curated record. The transcript has 5 exons. Gene Ontology annotation, biological process: negative regulation of transcription by RNA polymerase II; chromatin organization.
ACGAAGGUUGGCGAAUGCUAGGGCUUAGGUGAGCAUGCUGGUGGAGGCUUAGGUGUGUGCCACUGGCAACGUGCGCAGGAGCUCCAAGUGGGCUUCUCCAUUGGAUUCUGUCCAAACUCGCUUGUGUUGAGAGAGAGAGAGAGAUGUGUGCUGCGUACGUGGGGGUUGGAAUCAGGACCGAACUUGUAUUCAACUAGCUUUUUCUCUCAUGCAAACUUCCUUUUAACUGUCAUGCGUUUUUCUAGUAAAAGCUCUUCAAGUCUGCAAUAAAAAAUGGCCUCCAAUAAAACUACAUUGCAAAAAAUGGGAAAGAAACAGAAUGGCAAGAGUAAGAAAGUUGAAGAAGCCGAGCCCGAGGAGUUUGUUGUGGAGAAAGUGUUGGACCGGCGAGUGGUGAACGGAAAAGUGGAAUAUUUCUUAAAAUGGAAAGGCUUUACCGAUGCCGACAACACAUGGGAACCCGAGGAAAACUUGGAUUGUCCAGAGUUAAUCGAAGCGUUUCUGAAUUCUCAGAAGGCUGGUAAAGAAAAAGAUGGAGCCAAGAGAAAGUCUUUGUCUGACAGUGAGUCAGAUGACAGCAAGUCAAAGAAGAAGCGGGAGUCGGCCGACAAGCCGCGGGGCUUUGCGCGGGGCCUUGAUCCAGAGCGAAUCAUUGGUGCUACAGACAGCAGCGGAGAGCUGAUGUUUCUCAUGAAGUGGAAGGAUUCCGACGAGGCCGAUUUGGUGCUGGCCAAAGAAGCCAACAUGAAGUGCCCUCAGAUAGUCAUCGCCUUCUAUGAGGAGCGGCUGACCUGGCACUCCUGCCCGGAAGACGAGGCCCAGUAACCAUCUGUGUCGCUUUUUUAUAAAUAGAUAUGCGUGUACACACACAGACAAACACACACACACACACACACACACACACACACACACACCCCCGUCUAUCUAUAGAUUAUAAAAUCUGAAUGUCGAUGCCAUCCCCUGAUCUGUUAGCAGUGGGAGCGCCAUCUCCAUCUGAUGAGAGCUGAGUUGGGGAGGUUUUAAGUAGGUUGUUGUUUUUGUUUGGUUUGUUUUCGUUUGGACUGGGUUUUAUUUUGCGUCCGCAGCGCUGGUAACUGAACAAGUGAACACAAGCUUUCUGCAUUUACUGAACGUUUAGCGCAGAAGAGAGCGUUUGAUACUAGGGAAUUCUUACCUUCCUCCACAGUAGAGAGAAACUUUUCUAAAUACUCAUUAAUACCUUCUGUAGUCACUACUCUGAAUCCUAGGAAGUGUUUAGCCCCCAUGUAUGCCUAAGGUUAGCUGUCCGAGAAACUGUUGUGUCCGUGUAGCGUUUUACAUUCGCUUGAAGCCCACCUUGCUGAUAAAAGCAGGAUUUCACACCUGGAGGUGACGCCGUCGGAAGGUUGCUCGGAGCCCAAGCACCCCCCCUCCUCCCGCCUGGCAGAGAACUUGCUGCCUUCACUUUUCCAAACACUAACUGUUUUUGAACAGAGCAGAAUGAUUGUGUGGGCACUUUGCAGCCUUGCUGGAGUGUUCGUGGUAGUGUGGUGCUCGGUGUCUGGGCCCUGUUAAGGUGGUAGUGAGCAUCCUCCCUGUGGGUGCAAAGGCAGCUCCAGGAACACACAGGAGAGGAUGACUCCAUGUUUGUUAUCCAAAAGCCUGAGGGUCAGAUCUGGCUGGACAGGACCCCCAUCUGCCAGGGCUUGUGGUCAGCCUCCUCAGGGCCCCCCCGCACCCCCCGAGGGCCCAACAUCUCCAGCGUUGACAUUGCCCAAUCCUAGGUUAGAAACAUGCAUGGGUAAAUGCUGCAGGAACUUGUUUGAACAUUUACCUGAAAUGUUAAAAUAGAACCAUUUUGGCCUUGAUUUUAAAAAAGAAAAACUUGGACUUCCUGCUUUGGAAAGUAGGGGUGUCCCAUCUUAUUUUCCUAGCCAAAGGAUCCUCUCUCAAUCAUGUAGUAACAUCCCCAUCUUCUGGAGUGUAAAUGUUCUGCCCAAAGGGCAGGCAUUGGGGGGCGGUUGUGUUUUCCUAACUGUGGGCAUAAAUGGGGAAGCAGACGUGCCCAUGUUAUGUAGUUUUCUAUCCUCUGGACGUGCAUGUUUUUCCUUCUUUAUCCCAUCCCUCCAACACGUAGAACCAGCCUUUUGAGUAUUUGGGUCACUUUGCUCCACAGGAGUCAGGCAAAAAAAUAACUUUGUAGUCAUUGGAAUGUUAUACAACUGUAUAUUGUUUACUUUAUUGUAAAUACUGGUGAACAGUGGUCAAUAAAUAGUUUUAUAUUCUUCCUUUA